UAGUUUGACGAGAGAAAUUCGACCAAUCAGAAAAUUGUUAGAUCGCCAGCUCGGAUUAGUGUGGUUUAUGUAACGGAAGUACCGUGCGUUCUCGAACUCAAUCAUCGUAAGUCAGUGCAUUUCUCCUCCAUCACCACUAUGCCGCGCAGAGGACGUAUGAGCUCUCCGGCUCCCCGGCGCCCGGUGUCGCAGGUUCCAGCUCAGCACCAUGCUCCUCCCCCACCUGCCCCAGUCCACGCACAACCCCGCCAGCCAGGUCUCAUGGCACAGAUGGCCACAACUGCUGCUGGAGUUGCUGUUGGGUCUGCAGUGGGUCACACCAUUGGGGCAGCCAUGACAGGAGGGAUGGGAGGAGGCAAUGCUCCUGCCCCCCAGCAGGAGACCCCCCAGCCUUUAUAUCAGCAGCAGCAGCAGCAGCAGCAGUCAGCUGGACCCUGCCAGGUGGAACUGAAGCAGUUCCUUGACUGUGCCAACAACCAGUCCGACCUCUCUCUGUGUUUUGGAUUCAAUGAAGCACUCAGGCAGUGCAAGCUACAAAAUGGAACAGCUUGAUGUUGUGAAUUUAGGGGAAUGAACGGUUUUACAUAGAUGAAUGGUUGUUGCUGAAUGAACUUGGAAGGGCGAUUUCUCUUAUUGAACACUGUAAUAUAGAACCUGUAACCUGCCUCGUCAACCUCUAGGAUGUCCUGGCUGGCAUCAGAACAUCUGGCUUAGUAACUGCAAGUAGCUGUCAUGCUUCAAGAGAUGCUGUUAAACUGUACUCAUAGAAUUUGUUUUGUUUUUUGUUUCCCUUUCCCUUGAACGUGUUGAGUGUCUUUUUUGAUUAUUAUGUACUGUGGGCAUAUAUUUGAAUUAAUAAUAAAGAACCAACAGUGAAUAUAUCCAAGAUACUAAGGAGUAUCAUGGUGAUGCAAUAUGUCCACCUGAGGUGUAGCAAACACAUGUUGAAGAUCAGAUGAACUUCUAACAGGCAACCAAAGUAAACUUGAUACAUAGACUACGUUCGAGGCUCCAAUAAAACAUGUUGGUGUUGA
Haliotis rufescens (red abalone) is the source of this 1034-nucleotide messenger RNA. RefSeq names its product coiled-coil-helix-coiled-coil-helix domain-containing protein 2-like. The record is from RefSeq and is a predicted model, not a curated record. The transcript is spliced from 4 exons. Gene Ontology annotation, biological process: mitochondrion organization. Lineage: Eukaryota; Metazoa; Mollusca; Gastropoda; Lepetellida; Haliotidae. Gene Ontology annotation, cellular component: mitochondrion; nucleus. Bases 139 to 552 code for a protein of 137 amino acids.